Messenger RNA from Encephalitozoon intestinalis ATCC 50506, 3294 nucleotides. Its product is annotated as phospholipid-transporting ATPase. The record is from RefSeq and is a predicted model, not a curated record. Gene Ontology annotation, cellular component: endosome; trans-Golgi network; plasma membrane. Gene Ontology annotation, biological process: phospholipid translocation; endocytosis; retrograde vesicle-mediated transport, Golgi to endoplasmic reticulum. Bases 1 to 3294 code for a protein of 1097 amino acids. The transcript has a single exon. Lineage: Eukaryota; Fungi; Microsporidia; Unikaryonidae. Gene Ontology annotation, molecular function: magnesium ion binding; ATPase-coupled intramembrane lipid carrier activity; ATP binding.
AUGACGGAUUUGAUGGGGAGAUUUCGGCACAUAUCGAAGGAACAGAGAAGAAGAUACCCUCCCAACAUUAUAAGGAACCAGAAGUACAAGUGGUAUACGUUUAUAUUUGCGGUUCUUAGGCUGCAGUUCAGCCACUUCUUCAAUACAUUUCUUUUUUUUGUGUGCAUGACGCAGUUGAAGAAAGAGUAUCUUGUGUCCUCUCUUGUGGCUUCUGUCGGGCCCUGGGCGAUGGUUCUCAUGUUUUCACUUUUCAAAGAGGGAGUGGAGGACUACAAGAGGUAUGAGAGAGACAAGGUUACUAACAAUCAGUUGUACGCAAAGCUCACAAGCCAGGGGUUUGUCCGGGUGCCCAGCUCUCGGAUAGAAGUUGGAGAUCUGAUCCUUCUGGAGAAGAAUGAGCGUGUUCCUGCAGAUAUGGUUCUCUUGAAGGCUUCAGACGUGUCUGGAAAUGUGUUUGUAAGAACAGACCAGCUGGAUGGAGAGACGGACUGGAAGUUGAAGUUGUCGAUUCCAAGGAUACAGUCAGCAACAUUUGACGAGGUUCGGAGAUUGAGUAUACUUGCAGAGCAACCAAACAAAAACAUAUACUCAUUUGUAGGGAAGAUUAAGAUAGGAAGAUUUUCACCGGAAGAGCUUGAGGAAGUUGAAGAAGAAGAUGGAGAGAAAGAAAGGUUUGCAAGCUGGCUGGAAAGGUUUUUAGAGUUUGACUUUGGUAGAGAGGAGUCGGAAGCUGACGAGAUGGAGAAGCCUAGAGACGUCUCUUGGGUCUAUUCCUCGUCUACCCAGAGCAGUGAGGAGAAUGGGUCUCGAGAGAACAGUCUGAAGACCCCUAGCGAGGUAAGUGAGAAUUCUGUCUCUUCGGAGACGGCAGAAGGCCUUGAAGUGGGAAACGAAAGCAACAUAGGAAGCGAAGCAGGGGACAUUGAUGCAAGUUUGAGAGACCAAGAGGGAGGAGAGAACAUUGCUGAGGUGCUUAACUGCGAGAAUAUGCUAUGGAUGAAUACAGUUGUUGCAACAUGCUCAGUUCUUGGGUGUGUUGUAUACACGGGAAAGGAUGCAAAAGCAAUGCUCAACACCACUCAGCCAAGAAAUAAGAUAGGAAAAAUAGAACUGGAGUUGAACGGAUAUAUGAAGGUGCUAGGGAUUGGAUGCAUGGUGCUUGCGGGAGUGUUUACAUACAUGCGGGGGCUUGAAUCAAGACCCGACAUUAUAUUUAUCCGGUUUCUUGUGCUGUUUUCGUCGGUGAUACCUAUUUCUUUGAGGAUCACAGUGGAUUGGGCGAGAUACUGCUAUGGGCGAUACAUAAGCAGGGAUGAGAAGAUAGAAGGAGCAAUGAUGCGAUCAAAUGGACUGCCUGAGGAGCUUGGGAGAGUGUCGUACUUCCUUACAGACAAGACAGGGACACUGACCAAGAAUGAGAUGGAAAUGAAGAAAAUACAUCUUGGGACGAUAUGUUACACAAAGGAGCUAAACAGGGAGAUCAGUAAGAAUCUGGCCAAGGUGCUUAACAGCAGAAGCGAUGGAAAAAAGGUGUUUUCCAGAGGUAAGAAGAACAUCAACGCAAGGGUAUACGACCUGGUCCAAGCACUUAGUGUUUGCCAUAAUGUUACACCUGUUGUUUCUGAGAACGAGGUAAGCUAUCAAGCGUCAAGCCCCGAUGAGGUUGCAAUUGUCCAGUGGACAGAGUGUGUGGGAAUGAAGCUAUAUAAAAGGGAUCGGUCGACGAUAGUUAUAAGAGACCCUCUGAAUGAUGAACAAGAGUACCGGGUGCUCUAUACUUUUCCAUUCACCAGCGAGACAAAGAGAAUGGGGAUUAUUGUAAGGUACAACGAGGAGAUAAUAUUCUUUUUGAAGGGGGCUGAUGUGGUGAUGAAAAAGAUAGUAAAAGGCAACGAUUGGGUUGAGGAAGAGGCAGAUAACAUGGCCCGGGAUGGGUUAAGAACACUUGUCAUAGCAAAGAAGGUUCUCAGCAAGAAGGAGUUUGAGACCUUUGAGGAAAUGUACAACAAAGCGUGGAUGAGUCUAGUCGAUAGGGCUGAGGCAAUAAACAAAGCAAUGGAAACCAUUGAGAACGACAUGAGUGUUCUUGGGAUAACAGGGGUUGAAGACAAGCUUCAGGAAGAUGUUAAGGUUACACUCGAGAAUCUAAGGAAUGCAGAAAUGAAGAUUUGGAUGCUUACAGGAGACAAGAUAGAGACAGCCAUUUCUAUUGCAAGGUCCUCGCGGAUCUUCCAUAGAGGAACCUCAUACCUGGUGAUCAGCAAUGCAAGUUCUGUGGGAGAUGUUAAGACAAAGCUUGACCUGCUCCGCGGCUCUGGAUACAACUCCCUAGUUAUCGACGGCCAAAGCUUGUCGUUUGUAAUUGAGAGCUGCAUGGACGAAUUUAUUGAGGUUGUCUCGGGGUUAGAAUCUGUGGUAGGGUGUCGGUACACUCCCACACAGAAGGCGGCAGUUGCAAGAGAAUUGAAGAGAAAGACCAAGAAAUGUGUGUGCUGCAUCGGAGAUGGAGGGAACGACGUCUCGAUGAUAACGGAAGCAAAUGUGGGAAUAGGAAUAGUGGGGAAGGAGGGAAACCAAGCAUCGCUGGCUGCAGACUUCAGUAUAAAUAAGUUUUGCCAUGUGUCGGACCUUCUCUUCUGGCACGGGAGAAAUUCGUAUCAAAGAACAGCAAAGAUAGCCCAUCUGAUAAUUCACAGAGGGCUUACCCUUACUGUGAUUCAGGCAAUUUUCUGCUCUCUCAUCUACUUUGUCCCGGUGGGUCUUUUCCGAGGAGAGCUUCUUAUGAUGUUUAUAACAGUCUACACCUUUCUUCCAAUAUUUUCCAUCAUAUGCUCAAGCGAUAUAAGCAGAAGCGUUGUCGUCAAGUUUCCAGAGCUCUACAAGGAACUGGUGGAGAACAAGCUCCUGUCGUUUAGACAUUUUUCGGUAUGGAUCCUGAUAUCAUUUUACCAGGGAACAAUCAUGAUGAUAACAUUCUAUCUUCUGAAACAAGAGUUCUUUAUUAUUUCGACACUGACCUUCACAAGCCUAAUAAUCAACGAGCUUCUGAUGGUGAUACUAACAACCACUCGGAUGACGUCCUUGGUGUUUAUAUCUUCUGGGAUGUCACUUGCCAUCUAUGUCGUUUACUUUAUCCUUAGAAAAGGUCUUCUAAGAUACCAGAAGCCUUUUUAUCUCUUUCUGUUGAAGAUUGUGGUUGUAAACGCUCUUGCAAUACUGGUCAGUGUAAUCCAGAAGCUCUGGACCAAGUAUAUGAGCCCUCCAACCUACUCAAAACUAGAGGUUUUGGUAUGA